Anthonomus grandis grandis is the source of this 1406-nucleotide messenger RNA. Its product is annotated as venom acid phosphatase Acph-1-like. The record is from RefSeq and is a predicted model, not a curated record. Gene Ontology annotation, molecular function: phosphatase activity. Gene Ontology annotation, biological process: dephosphorylation. The transcript has 7 exons. Lineage: Eukaryota; Metazoa; Arthropoda; Insecta; Coleoptera; Curculionidae. The coding region runs from base 37 to 1185 and encodes 382 amino acids.
AAUGCUCUUCAGUCUCCACCAACAUCUUGAGAUAAAAUGUUUAAUAGCAGAACGUUUGUCUUUGGGGCAUUCGUUUUGGUGUGUUUGGCGUACUGUCUUCCUUGCGUGGACAGUCGCGUGAUCAGGAAGAGGGAUGUGAACUUAGACACUUUGGAGUUGGUUCACGUGGUAUUUAGGCAUGGAGACCGUACACCGGACAGAAGUGCAUUAUACAAAAAUGACCCGUACAUCAACGUGACGUAUUAUCCUAUUGGCAAUGGACAACUAACAAAUGCAGGAAAAAGAAAAGAAUACAACAUUGGCAAACAACUGAGAUCGCGUUACUACGAAUUCCUCAGUGAUGAUAAAUUUACCCUGGACACAGUUGAUGCAAGAUGUACAGACUAUAACAGAACCAAAAUGUCCCUUCAACUAGUCCUGGCCUCCUUGUUUCCUCCCAGGGGACAUUUGGUCUGGGAGAACCGGCUCGACUGGCAACCUGUUCCGUUUAACUAUUGGCCCGUUCAUGAAGAUCAUGUGCUAGCUGAUCCCUUAGAAAACUGCCCGAGAUACAACAAACUAUUUUGGAACUACCUUAACUCGACCGAAGGUAGAAAACUGUAUGAAAAUUAUACGGAACUUAUUGAGUAUCUGCAGCAUCAUACAGGGACACCAAUGAAUAGUAAAGCUUUUGCUAAUUUGUACUUUACUCUAACGACAGAGAAAGAAAACGGUUAUGAUCAUCCAGAAUGGGCCAAAGACAUUUACCACCACAUACAAGAUUUGGCAAUAAAGGAUUACAAUGUUAGCACAGCUACUCCGGAGUUAAAGAAAUACGUUGUUGGAUUUCUUGUCAAAAAAAUCAUUGACGACACCUACGCAAAAAUCAAAGGAGAAUACUACAAAGGCACGAAAAUUUUCCUGUAUUCCGCCCACGAGUUCAACGUGGCCAUUUUGCUGAGAUACUUGGACGUUUUCAAUUCACACGUGCCCCCUUAUGGUAGCUAUAUCAUUGUCGAGGUGCAUAACUAUAAUGGAGUUAGAGGCCUUAAGUUUUUCUAUCAAGAUUACUCCGGAACUGAACCAAGAAGGCUCAAUAUCCCCGGAUGCGGAGGACAGCUCUGCAAACUGACCAAUUUUGUAAAUCUUUUCCAGCAUAUGUUUCCUCAGUCAGAGAAAGAAUGUUUUCAUUUAGAUGAUUUAUAACGUUAUAAAAAUUUAAAUUAAUUGUACGCUUUAUAUUAAGGCACUUCUUGUCACAUUAUAAAUUAUUGAAAAAAAAAAUCGAUUUACUGAGGUUUAGGCACAGUAAUAUUUUGCAGUUCCUUAGCGGUAGGCAUAUGUGUAUAAGCUUUUCAGAUUAUUAUUUAAAUUUAACAUCAUAUGUUAAAUUAGGUGUAAAUUGCGAAAUAGAUUUUAAUUUACCA